Messenger RNA from Punctularia strigosozonata HHB-11173 SS5, 687 nucleotides. RefSeq lists its product as uncharacterized. The coding region runs from base 1 to 687 and encodes 228 amino acids. The record is from RefSeq and is a predicted model, not a curated record. Lineage: Eukaryota; Fungi; Basidiomycota; Agaricomycetes; Corticiales; Punctulariaceae. The transcript is spliced from 2 exons.
AUGGAGGAGCACCAUGGCCAUGGACGUGGCUCAUAUAUAUGGGGAAAAAGCGUACACAAUACCCGCAUCGAGCGUCUGUGGUGCGAUGUUACAAACGGCUUUGGAAGAAAGUGGAAGAAGUUCUUUGUUGAACUAGAAGCAAACUAUGGCCUCAUUCCAACACGUUCCGAGCAUAUCUGGCUCUUACACUUUCUAUUCCUGGAGUGCAUAAAUCAAGACGCACAUGAGUGGGCACGCACCUGGAAUAACCACAAGCUCCAGAUUGCAGGCGAGCGUGAACGUAGCCCUCGAGACAUGUUCACAUUUGGAAUGGUUCAACAGGGGCCACGAGGAAUCUCGACCAUAUUAGCCCCCGAAGAUGACGACCUUGAUGCAGAUGAAGUGCAGUCAUAUGGUAUUGACUGGGAGGCCAUGGCAGACACGGAGAUCAUGCAGCAUCACCUCGAGCAUAAUCCCGAUCAAUGGGAAGAUACAAAUCCAUUCUCCUCGACCACCACUCCCUCCCAGCUCUCAGAGGUUGUUUGCGACGCUCCCAACUGUCCCUUAUCAGCGCAAGAGCUUGCUACUCUAACUCAGCAUCUCCAUGCGACUGUUGACAUACACUCAUCAAAUAUGAUAGUACGGCGUAUGUUAUGGCAGCAGGCUCUGCUAUGUUGCUCCCUGUUUUGGCGACCGUCUAUUCUCUAG